Molecule: messenger RNA, 1086 nt
Organism: Cutaneotrichosporon cavernicola
Lineage: Eukaryota; Fungi; Basidiomycota; Tremellomycetes; Trichosporonales; Trichosporonaceae
Exons: 5
Coding region: 1-1086 (361 amino acids)
Biological process (GO): mitotic spindle organization
Cellular component (GO): dynactin complex; cytoplasm
Source: RefSeq, a predicted model, not a curated record
AUGUCGGCAAAGUACUCAGGCCUUCCAGACAUUGACUCGGCCCAGGACAUCUACGAGACGGCCGACGAGCCAGUUGUCACCGCGCAUCGCGACGAGGACGAAGAUCCGAAGAAGGCCGUCGGCCGGAGCGAAGAUAUCGACGUCGGUGACCUCCCGUCGCGCCGCAGGGCGCUCAAGGUGUUUACUGAACCUGACGUUGUUGAGCCUCCCCGCGAGACGCAGCUCAGCCGUCUGCGGCGCCUGCAAGCCGAGGUCACGCAGCUCGAGCGCGAACUCCACUCCUCCCCAGCUCCCACUCGCUCCGAUUCGACCAAGCGCAAGUCGGUCCUGCCGCCACGGCAUCCAGUAGAUGUUGUGUCCGAGCUCUCGGCGCUGCGUGAACGCCUGAACACUGCCUCUGAUGGCACACACGCGCCAGAGCAGAAAGACUUUACCAACAGGCUGGCCGAGCUCGAGGUCACGCCGGAGCGAAAGGAUAGCGAGAAGCUCGCUCCGCUUAGGCUGCAGGUCGGGGACGUCGACAAGCGCCUCGCGGUGCUCGAGCGCGCAGUGGGAGUUUCGGACACGGGUGCAGAUAGCAGCCAGGUCUCUCUGUCUGACACUCUUGCUCGUCUUGAUCACUUCAUGAACCUCCUCACCCAGCCCCGCCAUCUCGAUUCGGUCGCCCGCCGUGUCAAGCUCCUCCUCGCCGAUCUCGACCGCGCAGCGGCCUCCCGGCGGCCAGGAGCACCCGCUUCCCCUGUACCAGGGGUAGCGACGUUGUCCCCAACGGAUCUCGAGCGCCUGCAGUCGCUUUUCGCCCUCUUGCCCCGCCUCGACCCAUUGCUCCCCGUCAUUCCGCCCCUCCUCACCCGCCUCCGCAGCCUGUCGACGCUGCACGCCGAGAGCAUCGCGAUCGCCGACGACCUGCGCGAAUUUCAGUCGUCGGACCGCGCUGUGGCCGAGGAGGAACGCGAGCUGCGCGCCAUCGUUUCCGGCGUGCAGAAAGGCAUGGCUGACGCGAGCACAUCCAUCAGCAAGAACUGGGAGAGUGUGCAGGCUCGCCUGGCAGCGCUCGGCGACAAGCUCGCGAAGCUCGAUGUGUAG